Molecule: messenger RNA, 1339 nt
Organism: Prosopis cineraria
Lineage: Eukaryota; Viridiplantae; Streptophyta; Magnoliopsida; Fabales; Fabaceae
Exons: 5
Coding region: 1-1284 (427 amino acids)
Source: RefSeq, a predicted model, not a curated record
AUGGUAAAUGAAUGGGAGCUUUUCAGAUUUGAAAUGAACAAGCGUGUGUUAACAGCCAAUGAGGAUCUUCCACAUGUGACUCCGCUCUAUGCUUACUGGCUAGUUUCAAAUUUCCCCAAACAGAUUUUCGCGCAUGAGAUCCUGCUUAUUGUGUCAGCCAAAGCAAUCUUCAUCACGCGAUUUGCUUUUAGGUGUUUCAAUCUGGAUCCAUUCCGAUUGACCCGAUAUUAUCCCGAUUAUAUCGAGACGGGUCUUCCUCAUCGAAAUGGACCUCAGCUCAUCCUCAUCCAGGAAUUCAAAUCGAAGAAUUCUGAAUUCUCUCCUGAACGCCCUCGUCAAGAGGCUUUCCUCUUUCGCGGAGAAAUCCCCUUCGAUUUUGCCUCGGAGUCUCUCAAGGAAAGCAAAUCCAAGAAUUGGAGGGGAACGACGGAAAUCAAAGUCCCCGUCAGAAUCAAGGACAUCGUGCGGUGGAGAUCGUUCGGUGACCUGGAGGAGGAUCAACGUCAGCCGUUGGAUGUCUCUUCCGCUUCCAGCUCUUGGAGUAGCAGCGAAGGCUCAAGUUGGAGUGACAGUGACUUCUCUUCGUACGACGGUAAUUUUGUGGAGUGUUCUCGAAACGACGUCGUGGAGGAGAAAAGAUUCUCGCCUCUUGUCGGCGCGGAUUCGGUGCAUGCGACAACAGCAAAUUCAGUUGGGACCAAGAGAGAUUUAAGUUUAAGAAGGCAAGAAGAAGAGCAAAGGAGCCCAGUUUCAGUGCUUCAGAUUGAGCAGCAUGAACUUUGUCCCUUUGAUCAAAGUCUUGUCAAUGUUCAAAGGGAAACACAGAAAUGUACGCAAAUUAUACAAAGGAUUAAUGAUCUUACAACCUUCGACGAAGGCAACGAUGACAUUGGUGAAUACGAAGAACCAGAUAGAACUGAGAAAAUGGCAUGGAAAUUGCUACAUUUUGCCAAAUCAAGUGGUUCAUUUCAAGGGAGUGAAGCUAAUUAUUUAAACAAACUAUUGUUGGAUUUCUUCAAGUAUGAAGCAAAGAAAAGGAGAAUUGAUCAAGAAGACAAUGAGUUUGAGUGUGAGAUAAUGAGAAGAGCACAAGAUUGGUUGAAUGGGUCAUUUGGUGAUGAUUUAGAAAAUAGUGAUAAGAAUGCUUGCAUUAGGGACAUGGAUAAGAGAGAAAGAUGGAACAAUUUCGAGGAGCAAAAAGUAGAACUGGCUUCGGGGAUUGAGAGUGCUAUACUAGAUAAUUUGAUUGUUGAGAUCUUCGAUGUUUCCUUCUCAUAUUUUUGAAAUUUCAAAAAUAUCUGUAAAGAAAUUAAUAAAUUAGCAAGAGCAUAUUUUUAAA